Molecule: messenger RNA, 3836 nt
Organism: Coregonus sp. 'balchen'
Lineage: Eukaryota; Metazoa; Chordata; Actinopteri; Salmoniformes; Salmonidae
Source: the annotation of a GenBank genome assembly
AUGUUUGUGUUUACAGAAUAUCUAACCAUUGGACUGUCGUCCGUCAAAAGAAAAAGAGGGAAUUACCUCACGGAGACGAUCAAAUCCAUUUUUGACCAGUCCAGUUAUGAGGAGCUGAAAGAGAUUGUGGUUGUGGUCCAUCUGGCAGACUUUGACCUGGCCUGGUGUGAAAACCUGGUGCAGGACAUCUCCAGGAAGUUUGCCCACCACAUCAUCGCUGGGCGUCUCCUGGUAAUCCAUGCCCCUGAGGAGUACUAUCCAUCACUGGAUGGGCUGAAAAGGAACUACAAUGACCCAGAGGACAGGGUACGCUUCCGCUCCAAGCAGAACGUGGACUAUGCCUUCCUCCUAAACUUCUGCACCAACCUCUCUGAUUUUUACAUGAUGCUGGAGGACGAUGUACGCUGCUCAAGGAACUUCCUGACAUCCCUGAAGAAGGUGGUCACCUCCAGGGAAGGCUCCUACUGGGUGAUGCUGGAGUUCUCCAAGCUUGGCUACAUAGGGAAGCUCUACCAAUCAAGAGACCUUCCGCGCCUGGCCCACUUCCUGCUCAUGUUCUACCAGGAGAUGCCCUGUGAUUGGCUCCUUAUUCACUUCCGGGGCCUGCUGGCCCAGAAAGAUGUGAUCCGCUUCAAGCCCUCUCUAUUCCAGCACAUGGGCUACUACUCCUCAUAUAAGGGAGCAGAGAACAAGUUGAAGGAUGAUGACUUUGAAGAAGACUUUAUUGAUAUCCCUGACAACCCUCCUGCCAGCCUGUACACAAGCAUUAAUGUAUUUGAAAACUAUGAUGCCACCAAGGCUUAUAGCAGUGUGGACGAAUACUUUUGGGGGAAACCCCCCUCUACCGGAGACUUCUUUGUCAUUGUCUUUCACGAACCAACCAAAAUUAGCAAGAUCAAAAUCGUGACAGGAACGGAUGAUCGUCAGAACGAUAUCCUGCACCAUGGAGCUCUGGAAGUAGGAGAGAAGCUGGUGGGGACAAAGAGAGGAGCGCAGUGUUCUUCCUACAUCACAUUAGGGGAGUUUAAAAAUGGCAACAUUGUGGUUCAAGACGUGGAUCACAAGAUUGCCUUUGACAUUCAGUGUGUACGUAUGGUGGUGACUGGCAGUCAAAAGGAAUGGCUGAUUAUAAGGACUAUAAGUCUGUGGACUACAUAGUUUGCAAACUGAGGGCCCAUACCAUCUGGACUAAAGUGUUGAAUUAAUUUACCUAUGAAUUUAUAUACACUACCGAUCAAAAGUUUUAGAACACCUACUCAUUCAAGGGUUUUUCUUUAUUUUUACUAUUUUCUACAUUGUAGAAUACUGGUGAAUAUAUCAAUACUAUGGAAUAACACAUAUGGAAUCAUGUAGUAACCAAAAAAGUGUUAAACAAAUCAAAAUAUAUUUUAUAUUUGAUAUUCUUCAAAUAGCCACCCUUUGCCUUGAUGACAGCUUUGCACACUCUUGGCAUUCUCUCAACCAGCUUCACGGGGUAGUCACCUGGAAUGCAUUUCAAUUAACAGGUGUGCCUUCUUAAAAGUUAAUUUGUGGAAUUUCUUUCCUUCUUAAUGCAUUUGAGCCAAUCAGUUGUGUUGUGACAAGGUAGGGGGGGUAUACAGAAGAUAGCCCUAUUUGGUAAAAGACCAAGUCCAUAUUAUGGCAAGAACAGGUCAAAUAAGCAAAGAGAAACAACAGUCCAUCAUUACUUUAAGACAAUUUCAAGAACUUUGAAAGUUUCUUCAAGUGCAGUCGCAAAAACCAUCAGGCACUAUGAUUAAACUGGCUCUCAUGAGGACCGCCACAGGAAUGGAAGACCCAGAGUUACCUCUGCUGCAGAGGUUAAGUUCAUUAGAGUUACCAGCCUCAGAAAUUGCAGCCCAAAUAAAAGUAACAGAUACAUUUCAACAUCAACUGUUCAGAGGAGACUGUGUGAAUCAGGCCUUCAUAGUCGAAUUGCUGCAAAGAAACCACUACUAAAGGACACCAAUAAUAAGAAGAGACUUGCUUUGGCCAAGAAACAUGAGCAAUGGACAUUAGACCAGUGGAAAUGUGUCCUUUGGUCUGGAGUCCAAAUUGGUUUCCAACCGCUGUGUCUUUGUGAGACGCAGUGUGGGUGAACGGAUGAUCUCCGCAUGUGCAUUUCCCACUGUAAAGCAUGGAGGAGGAGGUGUUAUGGUGUGGGGGUGCUUUGCUGGUGACACUGUCUGUGAUUUAUUUAGAAUUCAAGGCACACUUAACAAGCAUGGCUACCACAGCAUUCUGCAGUGAUACGCCAUCCCAUCUGGUUUGGGCUUAGUGGGACUAUCAUUUGUUUUUCAACAGGACAAUGACCCAACACACCUCCAGGCUGUGUAAGGGCUCAGAUGACCUGGCCUCCACAAUCCCCCAACCUCAACCCAAUUGGGAUGAGUCGGACAGCAAAGUGAAGGAAAAGCAGCACACAAGUGCUCAGCAUAUGUGGGAACUCUUUCAAGACUGUUGGAAAAGCAUUCCAGGUGAAGCUGGUUGAGAGAAUGUCAAGAGUGUGCAAAGCUGUCAUCAAGGCAAAGGGUGGCUAUUUGAAGAAUCUCAAAUAUAAAAUAUAUUUUGAUUUGUUUAACACUUUUUUGUUUACUACAUGAUUCCAUAUGUGUUAUUUCAUAGUUUUGAUGUCUUCACUAUUAUUCUACAAUGUAGAAAAUUGUAAAAAUAAAGAAAAACCCUGGAAUGAGUAGGUGUUCUACUUAUAUUGAUUAUAUUGGAUGCUCUAUGGUUUAUUUUAUAUUCCAUUAUACUUUACAUACAGUAGCCUACAUUUUUUUGAAUUUGAAACAGUUAGGGUAUUGGGUUGUCAACAUUGUAUGUUUUUUAUAAAAUAAAAUGCAGACAAAUGUCUUUGGGUUUCUAAAAGGGUUUCUAAAAGAGAACUUAUUAAAUAUGUGUUUUUCACAGGUUUACAGAAAAUACACUCAUACGUUUCCUCAAUAGCAACAAUUAUACAAGACAGGAGUGUUAGAAGAUGACUGUGUUACUUUUCAAGUGGAGAACACAACACUUAUUUUUUCCCGUCUUCUGAGGAGCUGACAUACAGUGCAAUACACUCUGAGGAAUGAGGUAGACCUUUCUUUCUCUACACAUACAGUAUUUACUUCAGUGAACUGGAUGAUGUUUGGUUCUCCUGGAAUUACAUUAAACUUUUUCUCUAUGAACAACCCUCCAACAAAAUGAUAACAAAACUUGAACAUUGGUUGAACAACUGCAUCAUUUGUGGGGCAUUGGUUUCUACUUAGAGCAGCGAGAGGAGAGGAGUGCCCCCUACUGGUUCUUCAAAACCACUUCCAGCAGUACAGUAUACGGUCAGAGAGGAGUAGACGGAGCAAGAUGCCCAACUCCCACCUCACUUCCUUUCCGCCUGUGCCCUGGUGCUUUAAUUGCUGAUAGUUGUUCAUGUUGGUUGUUGACCAGCAGGCAUGCCACUGUGAACAGUUGAUUCAUGGUAUCUGAGAGGUACAGGGGGAGCACUGUCUCAAACAGCUUGUGGUCUUUGACUCUCCGCAUCGUCCUCUCUACCUGUCCCCUCAGCUUUGCAAUGAUCCAUGUCUCACCCUCCUUCACCUUGCGCCCUGCAGGCAUCUGUGUGUCCUUUGACCAGGAAGAUGGCCAGUGGAUGUUGCAAUGGCUGUGUCUGAGGUGAGUAAGGGAACAAUUCCACACUGCUGGAAUAUCUCCUUAUCACUUUCCAGAUCCAAGGAUAAAGUGCAGAUAGAAACAUGACUGCGCCAUGUGGUGCCAUCCCCACAUCCCAUUGAAGGUGGAGGAAGACUCUUCACUGUACCGCUAAUAGGAAGAUGGUGUGUGGCAGCGGAGCUCUGUGA